Messenger RNA from Styela clava, 1998 nucleotides. RefSeq names its product serine/threonine-protein kinase RIO3-like. Lineage: Eukaryota; Metazoa; Chordata; Ascidiacea; Stolidobranchia; Styelidae. The record is from RefSeq and is a predicted model, not a curated record. Gene Ontology annotation, biological process: protein phosphorylation. Gene Ontology annotation, molecular function: ATP binding; protein serine/threonine kinase activity.
CAACUUUCUAUUAUUGCUCCAUUUUUUUUUCAGAAAAGGCGAUAGGUUUAGGGACAUUUCCAUCAUUUCAAUCUUUAAAUAUAUAUACUGGUACGGUAGUAACAGGUGGGGGGUCAUAGGGGAAAACAUUUUAUAUAUUUCAUUCUAUGAAAAUCUGGCAACAAGGAACUAUGGCCUCCAGCACUAAAGUAAUUGAAACAGUAGCAGUGGAUACACCAAACACCAGUGUUCUAACUACACCUGAUAUGACUUGUGGAAAGUCACCUGGAUCAGGAAGAUCUUGGUCUAAUCGUAUGGAGCCUCUUAUCUCAUUUGCUGAUGUAAUGAGUGAACAAUUGGCAGACUCCAUUGUUCAAGAAGAAUAUCAAACUAUAAAAGAUGAUUUCAAAGAACCGAUAGAUGAUAUUGAAACAUCAAAUCAGCAACCUAUUGUUUUGGGAGAUGGUUUUCCUGAUACAUCCAGUGAUGAAGCACUUGCUCUCAUGUUACAAGCAGAAAUGGACAAAGAAUAUAAUGAAUAUAUAGCAAAAGAGGAAUCAAGAGUUAAUCAGUAUUCAAAGGUAAAAUUAUCAUUUGAUAAGUACAGAGCAAGUGGUGGAAAAACUUCUACCUCAUCAGCAGAAGAAGACUCAGAUGAUGACGACGACGAUGAUGAUAUGGAUGAAAAUUUUAUGUCUCAUACAAAAUCUUCUGGGAAUACAAUAGUCACAAAACAUGACAAGGAAAUAUGUAGUCGACGUAAUGUUGCCAGAAUGGAAGAUUCCUUCCCAGCUGGUUUUCUGAGUGGUGAUGCAAGAGGAAUGGACUUGCAACUCACAAAUAAAAUAUAUAACUCACUGAAACAACAUGCUUUUAGUGAACAACGAAGGAGUCAGAGAAUCCAUGAACCCAAAGAGCACUACACAACCGAGCAUGCUGUUGAUGAAAAAACAAGACUUAUACUGUAUCGUCUUGUCAAUCAUGGCAUAUUAGCUUCUGUUAAUGGUGUCAUAAGCGUAGGGAAGGAAUCCGUUGUAAUACAUGCUGAUGGUGGUGAUGCAGGACUGUUGGAUGAAAGUCAAAAAAAGACAGCAAUUGAUUUAGUGAAAGAUGCAAAAGUACCGAGUGAAUGUGCUAUUAAGGUAUAUAAGACAACCUUGAAUGAGUUUCGCACGAGAGAUAAAUAUAUAAAAGACGAUUAUCGAUUCAAAGAUAGAUUCAAGAAAUUAAAUCCAAGGAAAAUUAUCCACAUGUGGGCAGAAAAGGAGAUGAGAAAUCUGCUACGAAUUAAGGCUGCUGGGAUUUCAUGUCCUGAUGUCAUACUUUUGAAGAAACAUGUUCUUGUUAUGUCAUUUCUUGGUGUUGGUCAAAAUCCUGCUCCUAAAUUAAAAGAUGCUGUGCUUUCAAGUACUCAAAGAAAAAGUGCUUAUAGUCAGGUGAAGCAAAUAAUGCACACACUGUAUCACACUUGUCGAUUGGUACAUGCAGAUUUGAGUGAAUACAACUUAUUAUGGAACGAUCAGAAGGUAUGGGUCAUUGAUGUGAGCCAAUCUGUUGAGCCAAAUCAUCCUCGUGGACUUGAGUUUUUAUUCAGAGAUUGUCAAAAUAUGUCAAAAUUUUUUCGCAAUUGUGGUGUAGAAGACGUUGCUGAUCCAAUGCAUCUUUUUAAUGAAGUUUCUGAAUUGAGUCUCUCCGUUGAAGAUGAGACAUCAUUUCGUUCAGAGAUUGAACGCUUGCAGAGAAUAACAGAAGAACAUUCACAACAAGGAUUAAACAAGGCAAAGACACUGCUCCAGCAAUAAUCAGCCGAUACUCUUUUUAGAUUUUUUUUUUUGUUAGGUAAUGAAAACUAUGACACUAGGUUUUAUUAAUUAAUUAGUUAACGACGUCAAUCAGUCUCUUAUCUUAUUAUAGAUAUAGCUGCUGCACAAGAAAUGUCUGGUUUGAUAUUUUGCUAUCUACCAUGUGAAUCUUCACGAUUUUUUUCCCUGUAGUUGAAAUAAAGUAACUAUUUAUGCA